Molecule: messenger RNA, 636 nt
Organism: Diaporthe amygdali
Lineage: Eukaryota; Fungi; Ascomycota; Sordariomycetes; Diaporthales; Diaporthaceae
Product: dcg1 protein
Exons: 1
Coding region: 1-636 (211 amino acids)
Source: RefSeq, a predicted model, not a curated record
AUGUACACCGCGCCCAAAGAGAGCCCAGCAAGCAUCGACAACGCAGACCACAUCAAAGCCAGCACCCAAGUCGUCUGGGCCAACCUCGAGGCCACUGGUAUCCUCGAGGACUACGACGGCGUCCUGGUCGCCUGCUACAGCAAGCAUGACCUGGUCCAGAAGAUCCAGACCGCCCUCCCACGCCUCCCCGUGACCGGCAUCUUCGAGGCCAGCCUGCUCGCGUCGCUCCCGCUCGUGCGGCCCGGCCGCGGCUGGGGCAUCGUCACGACCGGCAAGUUCUGGGAGGCCCACCUCGCCGACGCCAUCGGGUCCUUCCUCGGCACGGGUUCGGACGGGUUCCUCGGCGUGCAGUCCACCGGGCUGGUGGCCGGCGACUUCCACGGCGACGUGCCCCCCGAUGUCAUCCGGGACAAGCUCAAGGCGGCCACCAAGCGUCUGCUGGCCGAGGGUGACCCUGACUGUAUCCUGAUGGGUUGUGGCGGUAUGGCUGGUCUGGAGGAGGUGAUCCGCACGGCUGUGCGGGAGGAGCAGGGCGAACGGACAGCUAAGGAUGUCUAUGUAGUUGAUGGAGUGAGGGCGGGCGUUGGUGUCCUUGAACAGAUGGUGCGGAACAAGAGGAUGUUUCAAGUUGCUUAG